UUUAUUUAAUUCCACAAAAAGCCACGGUGCUUUGGUUUUACAAGAAGGGAAUCAAUGGGAGCAGUAAAAAAAAUGACUGAAGUCCAGGCAAUCAUUACUGUGGCGCAGCGCCCCAGUGCGCAGAUUUUGAUGACUUAUUAAUUUGUUUAAAUUCCCAAAGCUCGUUAUUGAUUAGUCAUAAACUUGAUUGAAUGGGUGGUGUCUGCUGGUCCACAGCGGUGAAAUUAGACGAGAAUUUAGAGAGGGCGGGUUUAAGUAGACCCCAUGCCUGAAAUUCAUGUUUCGGAGGUUGUUGUUCUUCAGAGUCGUGCGUUGUCCCUUUAGCACCCGCAACCGGAGGAACUCAAGAGGAUUGUGCACGCGUCCGUACGUGGAGCGACACGAGUGGGCUUCACGUGAAGGUUUUAUCCAUAAAGUCCGGAAAGCUUAGAGAGGACAAUGGGUACAAAUCAGGCAGCCUCCCCCUGUUGUCUCCUUAAACAAUUGCGGGAUCAAUAACUGCAUUUUCGCCAGUAAAAUCAGUUUUCCUGUUUAUGACGGAGGACUUUUUAAAGAUCUAUCACAUCUAUUUGUUCAUGUCUCCGUCUUGUGGAUGGUCUGAUUUUUCUUAAACAAUUUUUGCUAUUGUGGGGAAAAUUCACUCCAAGAGGACUGAAAUCUUGGGGAAGAAAACUGCUGAGCUCCGCAAGGAAGUUGCCUGAGGCGUCCAGGGACAACAAGCGGUCCGUGGUGGAGGCUGGGUACGGCGCUUCACACCCUUCACUCACUACUGGAUGAAUCUGAUUUUCUGAGGCCUUACUGGAAAAUGUGACUUGUGGAUUAGAGACUCUACGCCCUCUCUAGGUUAAAUACAACCUUUUGCCACAUUUCUCCUCUGCCACUCUUUUUCAUCACACUUUCUCUUCUGGAAUAUGAUUCACUCAUGGGGCUUGGCUAGCUCCAUCCCUGGGGUCCAUCACUCCACACUUUUUGACCAGUAGGAAAGUUCUACUCUUUAAUAUUCCUAAAGACACUGCCUCAGUUUUGGAAUACCUAACAGGAAGCCUCUAAGAUCGCCUUUCCUUUCAGCUGUCUUAUUUGCUGAUCAUGGAAUCACUGUGGAUUUCUACUUCCUACCCACAGUCUCCCUCUGUCAUCUUCCUGCUUGUGGCUACUUCCUACACUUGGCUCCUUCCUGUCACUUCCCCCCAGCGAAUCCCCACAGAACCCCAGGUGGCACCAGAGUAUGCCCACUCCAUCCGACUGGAUGGGGACAUCAUCCUCGGUGGAUUAUUUCCUGUCCACUCCCGGGGGGACCGGGGCACGCCAUGUGGGGAGCUGAAAAAAGAGAAGGGCAUCCAUCGUUUGGAAGCCAUGAUGUUUGCUAUUGACCUGAUCAACAAGGACCCAGAGCUGCUGCCCAACAUCACGCUGGGGGCCCGGAUCUUGGAUACCUGCUCCAGGGACACAUAUGCUCUGGAGCAGUCCCUGACUUUUGUGCAGGCCUUGAUAGAGAGGGAUGGCUCCGAUGUCCGCUGUGCUAAUGGAGACCCUCCGAUCUUCACCAAGCCGGAUAAAAUUGUAGGGGUGAUUGGAGCCUCAGCCAGCUCAGUGUCCAUCAUGGUGGCCAACAUCCUGCGACUGUUUAAGAUCCCCCAGAUCAGCUACGCCUCCACAGCCCCAGAACUUAGCGACAACACUCGAUAUGACUUCUUCUCCCGUGUGGUACCACCAGACUCCUACCAGGCCCAGGCCAUGAUGGACAUUGUCACGGCAAUGGAGUGGAACUAUGUGUCUACCCUAGCCUCGGAGGGCAACUAUGGAGAGAGUGGUGUGGAGGCAUUCAUCCAGAUCUCAAGAGAAACUGGUGGUGUGUGUAUUGCCCAGUCUUUGAAGAUCCCUAGGGAGCCCAGACCAGGGGAGUUUGACAAGAUCAUCAGGCGCCUGCUGGAGACCUCCAAUGCCAGGGCCAUCAUCAUGUUCGCAAAUGAGGACGACAUACGACGAGUUCUGGAUGCAGCGAAAAGGAACAACCAGACUGGUCACUUCUUGUGGGUGGGUUCAGACAGCUGGGGAUCCAAGAUCUCUCCUGUGAUUGACCAAGAGAGAGUGGCUGAGGGAGCCAUCACCAUUCUUCCCAAACGAGCAUCUGUAGAUGCAUUUGACCGGUAUUUUCGUGGCCGAUCUCUGUCCAACAACAGAAGAAAUGUUUGGUUUGCUGAAUUCUGGGAGGAAAACUUCAACUGUAAGCUGGGGAUGCAUGGCAAACGACCUGGUAGUCUGAAGAAAUGCACAGGUUUAGAAAAAGUUGGUCGUGAUUCCAGCUAUGAACAAGAAGGGAAGGUUCAGUUUGUGAUGGAUGCAGUGUAUGCUAUGGCUCAUGCACUGCAUCGCAUGCACCGGGAGCUCUGCUAUGGAUACCCAGGCCUCUGCCCGCGCAUGGCCAAUAACAUUGAUGGCAAAGAGCUUCUUAGCCACAUUCGUGCUGUCAACUUCAAUGGUAGUGCUGGUACACCAGUGGUUUUCAAUGAGAAUGGAGAUGCUCCUGGAAGAUAUGAUAUCUUCCAGUACCAGAUCACCAACAGAUCUACUGCUGAGUACAGAGUCAUCGGCUCCUGGACCAAUAAACUACACCUCAAAAUGGAGGCCAUGCGUUGGAGGACAGGUGACCCAUCUCUCCCAGCCUCUAUAUGCAGCAUCCCGUGCCGCGCAGGUGAAAGGAAGAAAGUGGUGAAAGGUGUGCCAUGUUGCUGGCACUGCGAGCGUUGUGAGGGAUACCACUAUCAGGCUUCAGAGUUCACUUGUGAGCUGUGUCCUUAUGAGAUGCGACCUGACGCCAACCGUACUGGCUGUGUUCCCAUUUCAAUCAUCAAGCUGGACUGGCAUUCCCCCUGGGCCAUUGUGCCCGUCUUCAUCUCGAUGUUGGGGAUCAUCGCCACCUCUUUUGUCAUCGUCACGUUUGUCCGAUACAAUGACACACCCAUUGUACGAGCAUCAGGACGGGAAAUGAGCUAUGUGCUGCUGACGGGAAUCUUCCUGUGUUACGCCAUUACGUUCCUGAUGAUUGCAACGCCAGAUGUGGGGGUGUGCUCGUUCAGGAGGAUUUUCUUGGGCUUGGGGAUGUGUUUCAGCUAUGCUGCCCUGCUCACCAAGACCAACAGGAUACACCGCAUCUUUGAACAAGGGAAGAAGUCUGUAACAGCACCCAGGUUCAUCUCUCCUGCCUCCCAACUUGUCAUCACCUUCUCCCUCAUCUCGGUUCAGCUACUGGGUGUCUUUGUCUGGUUCGCGGUAGACCCUCCCCACACUGUUGUGGACUACGGCGAGCAGCGGACCCAGGACCCCAUGGCAGCACGCGGCGUCCUUAAGUGUGACAUCUCUGACCUGUCCCUUAUCUGCUCCCUGGGGUACUCCAUCCUGCUGAUGGUGACAUGCACAGUUUACGCCAUCAAGACACGAGGUGUGCCAGAAACCUUCAACGAGGCCAAGCCCAUUGGAUUUACCAUGUACACCACAUGCAUCAUCUGGCUGGCAUUUAUACCCAUCUUCUUUGGCACAUCACAGUCUGCAGAAAGGAUGUAUAUCCAAACCACUACACUGACCAUUUCCCUCAGCCUGUCUGCCUCUGUGUCCCUGGGAAUGCUCUACAUGCCCAAAGUCUACGUUAUCCUCUUCCACCCUGAGCAGAAUGUACCCAAACGAAAACGCAGCUUCAAGGCCAUUGUAACAGCUGCCACCAUGUCUGGAAAACUGACCCAGAAGGGAGGUGAUCGGCCCAACGGAGAGGUCAAGACUGAACUGUGUGAGAGCAUGGAGACCAACAGUGACUUCAUCNACUAAGACAACAUAUGUGAGCUACAGCAAUCAUGCCAUCUGAAGGGAGCACAGAAGAUGGAGACGGGGACUGAACGGGAGAGGGGGGCAUGUCUUGGGGCAGGGCCAAAUAAAAAAAGUAGCUGUCACUCAAAGUCAAUUGGCUGAAGAACUGGCGGACUGACAGAAGUGCCCAAUGGAAUCCAAGCAUGAGACAUUUUGUAUUGUUCUGCAUCAAACCACAAAGAGGUGGGACCACAUAAACAGCCAAUCAGUGUGCCUGCUUUCCCGCUGCUCACAGCUCAUUGGUCCUACCAUGAACUUACCUGUUUAAAGAAAAAAAAAAGAGACAACAUGAAAAAUGUGACAUACCAUACCAUAGGACACUGUGGUGGACAGAGUAACUAUUAAAAUCAACAAAAAAGGAAAGAAAAUUAAAAAUGAAAAUGUAAAAAAAUAAACUCUCCAGAAACCUUGUACACGUUAUAUAUGAAAGGGCAACUUUAGGGCUGGGAAAGAGAUUUAACAGAUUACAUUUUAAAAGUUAUUUAAAAAGAGAAAUGGCAGAGAAAAUCUAUGACAUGUUUGUUGUUAUUCUCUACUUGUAAGUAUUUUUGUGGUUGUGAUGAUUUUUUUCAUUCUUGUCUCACUGUUGUCUGAUGGAUCGCCCUUGCAUAAUGAGAUGAGUGUGUUUUCCUCCUGCUGUCUUGGCUAAAUGGGUUGUAGCCUUGGGUCGUGAACCUGUAAAAUGCCAUGGUUGAAGCAUGCCAGUUUUUAUACAAAAAGGAGAUUUAUUUAUAA
Messenger RNA from Monopterus albus (swamp eel), 4593 nucleotides. It is a transcript of the gene grm8a, whose product is annotated as glutamate receptor, metabotropic 8a. The transcript has 16 exons. Gene Ontology annotation, molecular function: G protein-coupled receptor activity. Lineage: Eukaryota; Metazoa; Chordata; Actinopteri; Synbranchiformes; Synbranchidae. Gene Ontology annotation, biological process: G protein-coupled receptor signaling pathway. The record is from RefSeq and is a predicted model, not a curated record. Gene Ontology annotation, cellular component: membrane. Bases 1087 to 3819 code for a protein of 910 amino acids.